This is a messenger RNA of Antrostomus carolinensis (chuck-will's-widow), 513 nucleotides long. RefSeq names its product E3 ubiquitin-protein ligase TRIM62-like. The annotation marks the transcript as partial. The transcript has a single exon. NCBI's taxonomy places the organism in Eukaryota, Metazoa, Chordata, Aves, Caprimulgiformes, Caprimulgidae. The record is from RefSeq and is a predicted model, not a curated record. Gene Ontology annotation, molecular function: protein binding.
AUGUCCCCUGCAGUGCCAGCAGCCCUGACGCUGGACCCCGGCACGGCUCACCACCGCCUCAUCCUCUCUGACGACUGCACCAUCGUGGCUUACGGCAACCUGCACCCCCAGCCUCUGCAGGACUCCCCCAAACGCUUCGACGUGGAGGUCUCGGUCUUGGGUUCGGAGGCGUUCGGUGGCGGGGUCCAUUACUGGGAGGUGGUGGUCUCUGAGAAGACCCAAUGGAUGAUCGGUUUGGCCCACGAAGCCGUUACCCGCAAGGGCAGCAUCCAAAUCCAGCCCAGCCGGGGCUUCUACUGCAUCGUCAUGCACGACGGGAACCAGUACAGCGCCUGCACCCAGCCCUGGACGCGCCUCAACGUCAAGACCAAGCUGGAGAAGGUUGGGGUGUUCCUGGACUACGACAAAGGGCUCCUCAUCUUCUACAACGCCGAUGACAUGUCCUGGCUCUACACUUUCCGGGAGAGGUUUCCUGGCAAGCUCUGCUUGUACUUCAGUCCCGGGCAGAGUCAC